ACCAACAGAAAAGAAGAACCAAAGAACUGAAGAAAACCACUGAAAAUAGGAAGCUCUUAGCCAACACAAUGAAGUUACUCAUCAUCAUCUCUGUAAUGCUGAGUGUUCUUGUCCCAGCUGGAGCAUCGUCUCACCAUUGGCUGACAAAUCACAAGCUAGGAAGCAAAACAAAAUAUGAACAUAAAGGUUGCAACUGUUUCAAUGGAGGAACGUGCAUCACCUACUACCUCUUUUCUCGAAUGAAACGCUGCUUAUGCCCUGAAGGAUAUAGUGGAGAUCACUGUGAAAUAGAUAAUGAAAGUCCCUGUUAUACUGGCAAUGGGGAAGACUACAGAGGGACUGUGUCAAUGAAUGAAAAUAAUGAAAGAUGCCUGGAUUGGAAUUCUCCUAUGCUGCGGAGAUGGCCUUACAAUGAAGCCAGGCAGGAUGCUAUGGAGCUUGGAUUAGGAAAACACAACUACUGCAGAAAUCCAGAUGGCCGGUCCAAACCAUGGUGUUAUGUUAGGAAAGGAUAUCGAACCUCCGAGACACCAUGUGAUAUACCUACAUGCAUAAAAAAAUCAACAUGUGGCCAGAGGAGCCUCGGCAGGACCUUUAAGAUUGUGGGCGGGCAUAAGGCAGCCAUUGAGUCUCAGCCUUGGAUAGCAACUAUCUUCCAAUCUAGGAAAGGUGGUUACAAUAAUUUCAUUUGUGGUGGUAGUCUGAUCGAUCCAUGCUGGGUCCUUACAGCAGCACAUUGUUUUGAAAGGGGCACCGAUACAUCCAAGUUAACCGUUUUUCUCGGAAAGUCCGCAGUGAAUGUUACUGAUGUAAAGGAGCAAAGAUUUGAUGUUGAUAGGCUUAUCACUCAUGAGAGGUUUUCAGAAAGAAGAGUGGACUACGAUAAUGACAUUGCCCUAAUAAGGAUCAAAUCAUCCACUGGCCAGUGCGCAGAAGAGUCACACGUUGUCAAAACCAUCUGUUUGCCACCUCAAAACUUACAACUGGGUGAAAAUUUUGAAUGUGAAGUUUCUGGCUAUGGAAAAGAAAAUAAGACUGGCAUUUUCUAUUCGAGGAUACUAAAAUCAACUAAUGUGAACUUGAUAUCUCAAUCCAAGUGUCAGAAGUACUAUGAAGGCCACACAGUGAAUGGCAAUAUGCUCUGCGCUGGCGGUCAAGACUGGAAGACUGAUUCAUGCAAAGGAGAUUCUGGUGGUCCCCUCAUCUGUGAGUCCAAUGGCAGGCUGAUGCUAUAUGGUAUAGUCAGCUGGGGCGAAGGCUGUGCUGAAAAAGAAAAGCCAGGAGUCUACACCAGGGUCACAGAGUACAUUCCUUGGAUUGAAUCCCACAUGAAUGGAGUCCAUUUCAAAAGUUACUACCCUCCUAAAUGAGAAUGGAGGCUUUCCUUGAAGCAUGAUGUUGACCAAUAUGCUUAAAUCAUGGCAACUGAGCCAAGUGCAUUGAAACACCAAGUCUUGUCUUGGAGCUGAUGCUUCUUGUUUAGAAGUGACUUUUUCUAAUUCUCAUAGAUUUAAUGGUUAUCACUCACACCAUUUUGUCUGAAGCAGAAUUCUGCAAGCAUCACUGUGAACAACAGAACGACUCUUCUGUGGAAAAAUAGCAACAAUAUCUAACAUUUUGGCAGUCUUUAUAAUCUACAGAUUACAGUAUCAGUAUCAGGAAUCAGUAUUAUACUACACCAGUAGUUUUUCUGAUACAGUUUUAAAAUGAGUUCACAAUGUCUUAACGGUUGGUGCCAUCUUAAAAACGAAACUACCAGUAUCCAUUGCACUCAAUGGGAUUUAAGGGAGCUGUAUAGCCUUAUUACUUUCUAUGAGAGUUAAAUGACCUCAGUUUUCUCUGGAUUGUCAGUGAUCCUGAAAACCUGGAAACAGGUUUGAUGGCAAGUAAAAGGAAAAAUCCUGGAGCAGGAGUGGUUUCUGGGAGUCUGACAGCACCCUAGUAUCUACUAAAAGAAGAGCGAAACAAAUAUUUAGAUACAAGGAACCUUCUUGAAAUAGUUGACUGUCUCAUAAUGUAAAUUGUACUUUUACCCUUUUUAGUUCAUAUCCUUUAAACCAUGGCAGAAGGACAGUUCCAACAUACAUGAAAUUAAGACCGAGAAACUGUGAGUUAUCCAAAGGGCCAGACGAAGAUAUUUUGCCACCUCCAAGUGAUUUUGCCAUUAUCAUCUGAGAGGUUUGCAGCUCUGCUAAGUUACCAAAGCAUCACUUCCAAAUUGCAUGUUGUUUCAUUGGUGUUCCUAAGAACAGACCUUGAAAAAGUUAAGUUUGGGGAUUAAAAUCCCCCUAAUUCCCCAGCUAGUAUGUUCAUUUUUUAAAUUAUGCUUUUCACUCAAAUGCUCAUAGCUUGGAUUGGUUUCACAACAGUGAAGGCAGUUCUACUUGUCCAUGAUAACUCAGUGAGUUCACAUGAAAACAGGGGACUGAGUCUAGAUGCUCCACAUCUGAGUCCCCCAGAAUGUCACUGAGCAGAAUGUCUCUUGGUAAGGGGCACAAGCCACAAGGAAGUUGCCCAUUGCAAAUCCUACUGAAACGAAUUAGAAUACUAAUCUGAUGUUCACUUGAAACAUUAACCUGUUAAAACAUUUCUGACAUUUUAAUUUUGUUUUGAAAUGAAUUUAGUACAAACUUAAAUGUUUAUUAUCUGAAGCACAUUUUAAAUCAUUGUGGGUUCUGGAUUUUUGUUUUAAGCAGUAGCUUUCAGAUGAACAAGUUUGGUUUGCAAAGGAAAUAUACAUUCCAGGGUUUUGUUAGCUCUGGCGUAGUGCAAGUACAAACCCACAGCAACUUCUGAGAAGAAUGCUGUAUUGUAAUACGGUUAAUUAAUGUAUUUGCCUUCCUCCCAAACACAUCAAUACAUACUUAUGUUGGCGUUAACAUAGUCUCUCUGAACCCCUGGUUUCUCACUUAAGGUAUGAUCCUGUAGAGUAAUGACAGUAUUCUAGCCAUAUGUACUUAAACAAACAAACUGAUAUCCUAAGAUACAAGGCACUAUACAGAAUAGGUCUAGGCAACUUGGCAUCCUCCAGAAAGUUUUGACUACAAAUCCUAUCAGAGACAGUGAACAUGGCUUAUAUAUGAGGUUAAUGAGAGUUGUAUCCCAAAACAUCAGAUGGAGUUGCUUAUAUCUCAUAUAGAUAGACAAGAGAUUUAAAAUAGGUUCCCUCUCAAGGAAAUUUGGGGAUACUAAUCAUGAGAAAAGGUGCAGAUGUGGACAAGGAGGCUCUUUAAAAAUGCUAAUUAAAAAAACAAUUCCCAGAAUUCCAUGGGGGAGAUCAGAACAAUUAAAGUGAUGUGAAACCAAUACAUUUUGGCAAAAGAGCUAUGACUGUGGUUUUACUGUCAGGUUCUCUCAUUCUCAGGGGUGUCCCCCAUUUGUUUUCAUAUCUGAAAGCCUUUUCACUACCCUUUACGGACUUUGCAAAGUCUUACACUCUGAACUUUGAAAACAUAGGGAUGGGCUUUAACUUACAUGGGUGUUCCCUUAUAAAUGAAGAACUUUUGUAACAUUUUGUUUAGCAAUUUAACUGUUUUCUAAAUAGUAGACAGGUUUUAUAAUAUAUGUCUGGGGGCUGGAACCCCUAUUUUUAUUUAAUAAUUUUACUGUAUUUAAAUUAUUCUUUGUAAAUCUCAGGUUUUGAAAGCUAAUAAAAUAUCACUGUUA
Molecule: messenger RNA, 3666 nt
Organism: Sceloporus undulatus (fence lizard)
Lineage: Eukaryota; Metazoa; Chordata; Lepidosauria; Squamata; Phrynosomatidae
Gene: PLAU
Product: plasminogen activator, urokinase
Exons: 10
Coding region: 69-1370 (433 amino acids)
Biological process (GO): plasminogen activation; regulation of cell adhesion mediated by integrin
Molecular function (GO): serine-type endopeptidase activity
Source: RefSeq, a predicted model, not a curated record